Trichoplusia ni (cabbage looper) is the source of this 6262-nucleotide messenger RNA. RefSeq names its product glycerol-3-phosphate acyltransferase 1, mitochondrial-like (gene mino). Gene Ontology annotation, cellular component: mitochondrial membrane. The record is from RefSeq and is a predicted model, not a curated record. The transcript is spliced from 16 exons. Lineage: Eukaryota; Metazoa; Arthropoda; Insecta; Lepidoptera; Noctuidae. Bases 1115 to 3742 code for a protein of 875 amino acids.
CAUUAUAACAAUUAGCGUAUUAUUUCUAAUCACGUUUUGGUCAAAGUCAAAUAUGGUAAUAUAGUCAUUUUAAUUGCAGAAUAUCUACAUACUUAUUGAAAUUCGAAUAAGUCGUUACAACAAUUUCGACGGUUAUGUACCUGACCUUAUGUCAUUUAUAAAUAAAUCACAAUCUUAAUACCUAUAAGUUGUUUAAUGUAGUUGAUUGUUUAUUAUUUCACACUCGUUCAACAUGUCGUAUCACACGGUGAACACUCGAUAUGUAACCAUCCAUACCACAAGGUGGUAUCAUGCUGAUGUAUCUGUGCCACCUGUGUUUGCACUUUUUACUCUUGACCUUUCAUAUCAACAACCGGUUUCUUUUGACCACGCUGCGGACACACCUCUCUUCGCUCUUUAUUGUUUCUGAUGUCAUAUUUAUUUACUGUUACGUGUGAAAGAAGAUAUAACCUAUCUGCAUUAUCAGUAGCGUAACCAUGUCCAUUUUGAUCAAUGUUUCGGUCCUUCGGUACUGAUCUCAGGUCACAUAACCCACAUUUUAUUAAGCACUUUAAUAUUUCGUUUUGUUAGCUCAUUCCCCUCUUCUAUAGUCCCCUUCAUUGUCCUUUAAGUACUUGUCCCCUCAUUGGAAGCGCGAAAUUUGCCAUCCAUAUCAAUCGUGAUCUCCUUCACGCUAACUUUGCCCGUUCACAGUUCAUUAGUUUAUCAAGAAGCAAUUAGGUCGUUAUUAAUUACUGUUCUCAUAUCGAUGUCGCAUGGUGAGCUAGUGUCGACGAUAUCUGUCACGUUAGUACAAACGGUUUGAUCAAAACACCGGACAUAGGUCAGCGGAGUGCACGUUGUGACAUCUGCAUAACCGCGCUGUUUAUAUUCAAACUGUCUUCCCUCGGGGUAGCACGCCUACCUCGUUGGCGGGGAAAUUGAAAUCGACUAAUAAAUAUUUUAAAAAUUUCCUAGAUCUCAAUAAAUCAAAACUUGCGUUAUCGAAAUAAAAUAAGUGUGAGUUAAGACGUAGUUAAAUAAAUCAGUGAAGAUUUCGUCCAAAAUAGUGGAAGUAAGUGCGUUGUGGAACUGGACAGUUGGGGAUGUAGUGUCGGCAAGCAACAGCAGCGAGAUGGAUACGAUGAUCAGCGUGUGGACGAUGGUGGAGCACGUGCGGGUGGCCAGCGGCGCCGCCGAGCUCGCCAUCUUCACCGCCAUACUCUACUGGUUCUUUACGUCCAGCCGUGUGGCAGAUAUGCUGGAGGUGGUCGGCGAGAGGGUGGGGGGAUGGUGCGGCCGCGACACAAGUAGCUCGCUACGGCAAGCUGUGCGGGCGCGCAAACGACAACAAGAACACUAUACGAAACUUGACAAUGAAACCGCUUGUCGGACGUCCUCGCUGUACAGAAUAAAGGAAGGGCCGGUGGUGCCCGCCCCCGAGCCGUUGACCAGGCCGCCGGCAGGACUGGCAUGCGGCAGGUGUGCCCCUGUCUCCAGGGAGUCAUGGCAGGACCCGAAGACCAAAGACACGGGCGCUGUGAUCAAUAUCCUGGAUAUAGGAAGACAGAACUUUGCUAAUGGCGGCGUCGUGUCCCGAUACCUCUGCGACUUGGCCCAGUGCUGCAACCUCACAAACUAUGACUACAAAGAUGUUGUCCCCAACGUAGUGAAAGACGACAGCGUCCAGCGCGCUAUAGAUGAAGCCACACAGGAAGCGUUGAGAAAAGCGGAGGAGAGCGACCCGGGAGCGGAGUACGCGACCAUACGGAAACGAGUGGAGACCAAGGCCAUGAAAAUUAUACAGGACAUCAGCUCGGCCAUGUCUUCUAGAGUGCUCAAGUUCGUAGCAUGGGUAUGCCACAAGGCGGUGAGGCGCGUGGCGGGCGGCGGCUGCGGCACGCGCGUGGCCAGCAUCGAGCGUCUCCGCCGCGCCAACGCCGCCGGCCUGCCUCUUGUCUUCGUGCCGCUGCACAGGUCCCACUUCGACUACAUCCUGAUGACCUUCACGCUGUACCUGACGGGCUUGAGGCCGCCGCUAGUAGCUGCCGGCGAUAAUAUGAGGAUACCUUUCUUUGGUUGGUUCCUCCGAGGCUGCGGUGCGUUUUACAUCAGACGAAGGGUCGAGGGCUCCGAAUAUCACAGUGAUAACACGUACAAAUCAGCACUUAGAGCAUACAUCCUGAACAGUUUGGCGGCUGGUAAUAAUUUAGAAUUCUUCAUUGAGGGAGGUCGCACCAGAACCGGCAAGCCACAGACGCCUAAAGCUGGCAUCCUCUCGGUGAUAAUGGACGCCUACCUAGACGGUACUAUAGACGACGCCCUCCUAGUACCAGCGACACUGAACUAUGACAAACUAGUCGACGGAAACUUCGUCCGAGAACAGCUCGGCAUGCCCAAACAGAUGGAGACCUUCUGGUCAGCUUUGAGAGGAAUCUGGAGAACGUUGAACACGAACCAUGGGAGUAUCAGAGUGGAUUUCAAUCAACCUAUAUCUUUGAAGGAACUAGUAACAUCAUUCCAAAAGUACCAGCACUACAAGGCGCCGAUCGAGACGUCGCUCACGCCGCCGAACAACAACCUAGCCGUCAACUUGGACAGACAGAUCUUAUACAACCACAGUCACUCCAGUUUGUAUGGCGCUGACGUCAGCACUGACCACAAGAUGAUGGUCGAAGCGAUCGGGAGGCAUCUGGUUUAUGACGCGGCGCAGGCCACGGCCCUGAUGUGCACGAACGUGGUGUCGUACGUGCUGCUGACGGAGGCGCGGCGCGGCGCCAGCCUGGCGGCGCUGUGCGCGCGCGUGGCCGCCCGCCACGCCGCGCUGGCCGCCGACGGCCGCGACCUCGGCUACAGCGGGGACGUCGCGCACGCCGUCAACCACGCCCUGGGCAUGUUGGGCCGCGUGGUCCGACGCGGGCCCGGCGGGCUGGUGUGCGGCGUGUCAUCAGUAGCGGCCAGCCUCGAGCUCUCGUACUACGCCAACGCCGUCGUAGCGCACUAUGCCGCGCCCGCCAUACUCGCCACAGCCCUGGAGAGCCUGCUGUCGGGCGACCCCUCGCAAGAGAUCUCGCAGUCGGAGCUGCUGGAGAGCUCGCUGCAGCUGUGCGAGGUGUUGAGCCACGAGUUCAUCGUGUGCGCGCCCUGCCAGCGCAUACAGGACCGCAUGCUGGACGCCAUCGACUCGCUCAGCGCGCACGAAGUCAUCAUCAGGAAAAAGACUACAUCGGGUUUGGAAGAAGAGGCGUGGUCGCGGCGGGCGGCGCGGCGGCUGGAGGGAGACGACGAGACUCCCGAACCCCGCGUCGUGUACACACUGUCGCAAUCCCCGCACGCACUCGCCGAGAGGCGGCGGUUAAUUUUAACACUACGGCCGCUUCUGGAAGCGUAUUCAGCGACCUGCAGACAGCUACAGACGACCAGUGAAGGAACCGUGCAACAACUCGUUAAGGACACGUUAGACUCGCUGACCGAAGACUACACGCAGAACAAAAUGAUUUACGGCGAGGCGGUGUCGACGGACGCGAUCCGCAACUGCGUGCGGCUGCUGCGGCAGUGGGGCGUGGUGUCGCAGACGGGGCGCGCGCUGCGCCUGGCGCCCGCCUACCGCGCCGCGCCCGCGCUGCGCGCCGUGUGCCAGCACCUCACCAAGUUCAGCGCGGACUGGCCGCUGCUGCGCGACCCCCGCUGUGCGGACUCGCCGCUGCUGCGCGACCCCCGCUGUGCUGACUCGCCGCCGCUGCGCGACCCCGAGCAGUGCUGACUGGCCGCUGCCGCGCGACCACUCGCUGUGCUGACUCGCACGCACGCUGCACGCCUAACCAAAGACUCUAAUCCUCACAGAUACCUUCAUUAUAAGGGAGUACAAUAUUCAUCGGACUAUGUUUUUCAUUUAUAUUUAGUUACCCUGGAAAUGGCAUUUCGGGUUAGUUAGUUGUCCACUUAUAUUCACUAAUGUUUCACCGUAUUUUUUUCUUCUCUCUGUUACUUUAUUUAUAGGUAAGAGUUAGAGGUCUGCUUGUGUCAACAUGUAACGUAGUGAAAGAUUAUGUUCUCCAAAUAAUAUCAAUCUUAUAUAGGUAUAAUUUAACAUAAGGAGCAUUUAUUAUACAAGUUGUUGUGUCUCCGAAUCUCAUUAUAAUUUGCACGUGUUGCAUUAAUAUAGUUGUCUGUUACGCAAGCCAAAACAUAACUCCAUCCAAAAUAUUUUAAACCUUUAAACUGACCCCGAUAUACCUUAGAAAAUUUCAGUUGCCAGUGUCGUUAUAAGUGGACAUCGAUAGUUUAACUUAACGAGCCAGGGUGUAAAGUGCGCUAAUGAAACGCAAUAUUAUUUUAAGUAUGUAAUAUCAUUCAAUUUAUUGAUAUGGUGUUUUUAACAUCACUGAAAAAUAUUAUUUGACCUGUAAAAGGUACACAUUUGUGUCUCAUAUUAUAAUGAAACUAUUAUAAAGGGUUUAACGACGUACCUUAAAUGUCUUAAUGGACAUAGGCCUCUUCACUUAUAAGGGAGGCUUCGUUCCGCGAUAAAAGAUUCCAAUACUCGGAAUUCAGAUCCUCUACUCACUUUCCUCCAUCUAUUGAAGAUGAAUUCUGACAUCAAACCGUGUUAAAAUCCUUUAAAAUAGUUUAUAUACAAGGCAUGAGUAUAUUGAAGUUUGCUCACUAUUACUGCGUACAAGUAAGCACAUAGUUAUUACAUAAUAUGAAAGCUGCUCAAGAUUUCAAGAUUAGCAAAAUAAUAUGUCAGUAGAGAAGCCAAUCAAAAAAAUGAUAUUAUAGCAAUACAAAGUCUCGAUCGUAGUAGAAAAAGGAUCAAAAUUGAAUAUUUUUUGCAGAAGAAGCUAUAAUAUCGUAGAUCUUAAAAUUUUGACAUGUCUUCCAUGUAUAAAUGCUCCUAACGGAUUUCAAAAUAAAGACGAAGUCUUGAAUUACCAUUGAUGUGCGGUGUUCUGAAUGGAGCUCUACCGCCGUCUCAUACAGACAGACUGUUGGCUCAGUGUAAGAGAGAUGCCACUCUACAUCGUGUAAUGCGCUGUCUCUUUUCAACACGUGCAACAGUCUUACUCUAUGAGGCCGGUCCCGGUUCCAAAUGCGAUAGUUAGCAUGCUUAACCUGUGAUGUGACAGCUAUUUAAAACUUGGUUUUUUUUUUUGUAUAUAUUGUGGUUAAGUUAAUUAUUCUCUGAAGUUUCUUCAAAUAUUGUGAUCUCAAGAUUGCAGCGUUGAAAGUUAAUGCGCGAUUUUGAACGAAGGAAGCAAAUUGUCUUUAUAUAUUGUAUAAACUGUUCUUAUGUAAGACUUAGGGUCAAUACAUAAAAUUAUUACUCAGUAAGGUCGUUUGAGCGUCAGCUACGAUUAAGGGUCAGCUCACACUGAGGGGACAUUUUAUGAUACUCGAAAGUAAACUUAAAUUUAUUAGUUAUAAAUGUAUAAAUGUUUGAACUUGACAAAGUGUUGGCGGUGUCCCGAGGCCGUGAUAUUCAUAAAUUCUAUCCGCCAUAUCUCGAUGUGUGUUGACCUUUAAAAAAAAUAAACUUGUUGAGUUUGUUGAAUAUGAAAUGGUGCUGUUAAUCACACUGGCAAGUUUUUCACUUGCGCAACAAUACUCGGCCAGAGUAAAGUUUAAAAUGUAUACAUAUUUUAAUUUUUGUAUUUAGACUAUAAUUAUUUUGUUACCUAGUGUUCAAUGCGCAUGAGGUAUACUACAUAGCAUUUGUAUGUAAAGCGCAGGUCGCAGUUAUAAUUAUGUUGGCUGAGCUCUCUUACUCAUUUUCAUUACCGAGAAAGCGAGACAGCACUCUACACGGCGCAGUACGGCGUCCCUCUUCCACAACUGCAGUAAUAUUUUAAGAGAUUGUGGCAGCCAGGCUGUUCCCUCGCCUGACUAUCGAAAGCCGUACCUAUAGUAAAGCACAAUGUAUUACGACACUCAAAAACAAACCUUAUUUCCAAUAUUCAAAGUCAAUAUUGACAGAACAUUACAGAAGAAAAAUGCUUGUAAGCUCUUGAAGUCAUUAAACAUUUAUGCGCUUUGUAACAGUAGCAAUAAAGUUCAUUUUUGAGUGUUUAGUCAAAUCACUGUGUACUUUAAGUCUUGGGGCUCGUGUGGCCUGCGCUUACAGUGAAUAAGUACGGCUGCUAUCUCGCUCUGUAGAGACGUUAUUCCUUUUUGUACCGUUAAGUUAAGUUGACAAAUAGUAUGUAGACAUAUUAACUUUGUUACCCAUAUAAUGAUAAAAGGGGGCAAAGCCAAGAUUGAUUAAAACAAUCUUGAAAUAUAA